AGCUGCAGGCCCCCCUUCCCGCAUCAUAUUCUUCCCUUUCCUCAUCGCUUCUCCGAGAAGCUUCACGAGAGUCCAAAUCCCACCCCCGGCGAUUCCCACCUCCAUGGCCUCCGGCGAGGGACCCCCGGGAGAUCCGAAGACCACGGUGGUCGGAGGCGAGCCGACCGUCGAGGUGCCGGAGGCUGACCUGUGCCUCGACCUGACCAGUUGCCAGCUGCACGAUCUGUGUGAGGUGGAGAUCCCGUCCUCCCUGGAGGAGCUGGACCUCACGGCCAACCGCCUAGCGUCGGUAGAUCCCCGCAUCGGUCGCCUCCCCGGUCUCCGCAAGCUAUCCUUCCGCCAGAACCUCCUCGAUGACGACGCCGUUGCCCCCCUGUCCACCUGGGACGCAAUCGCUGGCUUACAGGAGUUAGUUCUUAGGGAUAACAAGCUUACAAAGAUUCCCGAUGCCAGCAUCUUCAAGGGACUUCUGGUGUUUGAUGUUUCUUUCAACGAGAUAUCUUCCUUAAAUGGGUUAUCCAAGGUUUCCAGCACAGUGAAAGAAAUUUAUGUUUCAAAGAAUGAAGUUGCAAAGAUGGAAGAACUUGAUCAUUUUCAUGCAUUAGAAUUGCUUGAACUUGGUAGCAACAGAUUAAGGGUGAUGGAAAAUCUUCAAACCUUGACAAAUCUACAAGAGUUAUGGUUGGGGAGAAACCGAAUCCGGACAAUCAACUUAUGUGGUUUGAAAUCAAUCAAAAAAUUAAGUUUACAAAGCAACAGGCUAACUUCAAUGAAUGGGUUACAAGAGUGUGUUGCGUUAGAGGAACUGUACCUCAGUCAUAAUGGAAUUCAAAAGAUGGAAGGCCUUUCUACCUUACAGAACCUUCGUGUUUUAGAUGUUUCAUCUAACAAGCUAAUAGCUAUCGAAGAUAUUGAAACAUUAACCAGGUUAGAGGACUUGUGGUUGAAUGACAACCAAAUACCAUCACUUGAUGGGAUAGAAUCUGCGUUGUCUGGUUCACGAGAGAAGCUAACAACUAUAUAUCUGGAGAGAAAUCCUUGUGCAAAAACUCCAAACUAUUCAUCCACAUUGAAGAAAAUGUUCCCAAAUCUUGAACAAAUCGAUUCAGAUAUGCUAGCAUGAGAGGAGGGUAGACUCACUUGGCAGAUAGUGGAAGUACCUGUGGUGUCUAUACCUGAGGAAUCCGUCAGCACUCAGCAGCCAUCGAGUUCAGAACAGGCAACAUAGUCCCAUGGUGAAGCAACGGAGCAUUUUAGUACUAGUUAUCUGAAUGGAUCAUUGCAAGCAUGUCAUUGCUAACUUUACUCCAAAGAUCCAUCGCUCAAGCAAGUUGGUUUUAUUUCUUGCAGAGAUCAAUAAAACCUAAAACCAUGUUUAAGCCAUAGUUCUAUAGGAUACUAUCGCAGGCUCUGACUCCAUGUGUAAGCCAUAUUUCCUGCAGAGAACAAUUUUGAAGAUGUUGUGUACUUGAGUUUGUUUUUACUUUAAUUUUUUUCUGUAGUGGUUGUGCCCAAAUACUGAACCAAAGUUUAUGGAAAUUAACAUCUUGAGGGUGAGGCUUGGACCAUCCUGGCUUGCUGACAU
Molecule: messenger RNA, 1585 nt
Organism: Brachypodium distachyon (stiff brome)
Lineage: Eukaryota; Viridiplantae; Streptophyta; Magnoliopsida; Poales; Poaceae
Product: protein phosphatase 1 regulatory inhibitor subunit PPP1R7 homolog
Exons: 6
Coding region: 104-1123 (339 amino acids)
Molecular function (GO): protein binding
Source: RefSeq, a predicted model, not a curated record